This is a messenger RNA of Ilyonectria robusta, 1278 nucleotides long. RefSeq lists its product as uncharacterized. The record is from RefSeq and is a predicted model, not a curated record. The coding region runs from base 1 to 1110 and encodes 369 amino acids. Lineage: Eukaryota; Fungi; Ascomycota; Sordariomycetes; Hypocreales; Nectriaceae. The transcript has 2 exons.
AUGGCUCCUUCUAUCACCUGCGAUACGCCGACUAUGGCGGGUCCAUUCCCAUCUUCCAAGAUUGCUGUUCCAGCCACCCUCAUGCCUGUUCAAUUUGAUGCCGCCAAGCAUUUGGCAUACUCGGCACCAGCAUCCAUCUUGACCAUGAAGGAUCUCAAGCUAGAGCCAACGGCGCUAUCGCCUGUGGCUACCACUGAGCCGUUCCCAUUCAUGUCUCACGACGCUGUGUUGCAGCAUCGACGGGAGCUGUUCAGCAACGAUGUCUUGGAUAAUUGCCUCCACCACACUCGCCCUGGUUCAGUCCAGCUGCGUGGCAUGGCACCAAGAUAUGCCCCUUUCAUCCACAAGUUCUGGCAUUCGCCCGAAGUCCUCAAGAUCGUUAGUGACCUCGCAGGCGUUGAGCUCGUCCCCGCCAUGGACUAUGAGAUCAGCCAUACCAACGUCCAGCUUGGACCGGGUGGGCUUGAGGCUGUUAGAAACACCCCACUUGAGCCGCCUGUCGCAACCGAGGAAGCCAUCAGGCGAUUUGAACAGGACAGGCCCAAGAAGCAGGCUGUUACGGAUCAAUCUAAGCCUAUUAUUGAGUGGCACAAGGAUUCACACCCUUGGGUCUGUGUUGUGAUGCUUUCUGACGCGAGAAAUAUGUCGGGCGGAGAGACAGAGCUCAUGAAGGGAGAUGGAACAACCCUCAAAGUGAAAGCACCACAAAUGGGAUGUGCCGUUUUGCUCCAGGGCAGAUACAUCACGCACACGGCAGCUCCUGUUACCAACAUGCCGGAGCGAGUCACCAUUGUCACGUCGUUUCGGCCCAAGAACCCAGAACUGCUAGACGAGACCACUAACGCCAAUGUCCGCAACAAGUCUCAUCUUACCGAGCUUUACUACCAGUGGACCACGUAUCGUCUUGAUGUCUUGUCUCAGCGUGCUCGUAUAGCUGCGGAUGCAUUGAGGGAGAGGUAUGCGGCCAACAUUGAGAAAUCGGAUCCCCAGGGCAAGGGUGGUCUCUGUCGAGUCGAGACGGUGAAUGUUGCGGAGGUGGAGAAGUGGUCCAAUGAGAUGAUCAAGUAUAUUCAAGAGACGAUGCAUGAGAUGAGGCCUCUUGGUCAAUAGGCAUCUACCGUAUACGGCGGUCCACUAGCCACAUAGGAUGGCUUCAUUGUCCUCAUAUACAAGCCCCAUGUCCUUCAUCAUCCAGCUUUUGACCAGAGACUGCUUGACGCAAUAGAAGUUCUUCAUCUUGAAGCGCCGUUCAAGUGAUUCCAAUUUAGUCAUGAUACA